GUAUCCCCGAUAUCCGAUGUCAAGCGCUUGACGGCCCCGGACAGAGUCGCGCAGCUCUCGCAGCAUGCGCAUACCUGAUCUUCCGUGAGGCAGAUCAACAGAGAGAUAUUACCAGAAGAGCCUGCUACAGCAUGCAGCUUAUAGCGUCAUGCGCAGGUGUACCCUCGCACCGUAUCCUCAGUUGCUUCAAAGGUAUCUCGCAUGUGCUGCCUGAUCGAGUGGGAGACAUCAAAGGGGAUGAGCCACUCCUUCAUAUAGACCAAGUCGUAUCCUUCUUUCAGCGGCAAGUCUCCCUCGACCCGAGAGCAGCUUCUUCGUCCAAGCAUAAGCUCCUCACCGAAUCAGCUCCGCCGCUGCUGCUGACUCCUCAACACUUGAAGGUCCUCUCCCCCCUCAAGGACUUCGACGAGCUCAGGAGACUUGCACGGUCUCUCACCGAUCAGCUCAUAGCAACAGAGCCUCUCUAUACUGCUGUCUACGGCAGCCAAAAGACGCGAGUGAGCCCUGGCGAAUGGGCUUACUUCAUGGUCUUAUGGGCGAUUGGGGGCUUGCUCAAGAAGAGGCUGCCAGGGAGCGAAUGGAUCAAGCGAGACCUCAUCGAGGCUAGUUUGGGCGGGAUGGUCACGCCUGUGAAGAAAGAGUGCGAGAUCCCUGGCAGCGAUGAUGAGGCGGGAGGAAAUACCUCGGAAGAAGACGGCCUUUCGAACCUGCAAGACGUUUCUCCCUCGCACAUCACCCAGUACACAGAGAUUGGGCAAGUGAUAGCCCACCGGGCUAUGGAGCUGCCCUGGGUGACGACGCUGCAACAGGGUGGAAAUCGAAGGAAGAAAAAUAGUGGGUCAGGAGGAGGACGAGCAGCGAGGAUCAAGGAAGGGACCGAAGUCCAGUACAUCACAGAACUGGCAGAUUUUGGCAUUAGCCUAUCCCAUAGUCACUUCAGUGAGGAUCGAAAGGACUUGUCUAGGAAGGCGAAGAGGCCGCUAGGUGGGGUAGGCCCUCCUCUUGAUCCCUCACCGAGCGCAGUGGGGAUCACUGCAUCGACUCCAGCGCUGUUAGCCCAUCCACACACAAACGACAGUCUGGGAGCAGCCGCGGGAUAUCUUGCAUCUCUUGCUAGCGAUGACUCGGCUCUGAGAAAUGGCAACGCCUCGUACACAUCCCUUCACCACCCUGCUCUCGUCGGUGAAGGCACUCUCAUCGAUACAAUGUCCGACGAGACGGCCGAUGCACUCCUCUUUGGGCCGGGAGAAAUGGCAAGCUAUCUACGAUCGCAAGGGGAGAUCGCGGCGCUGUCAAAGAUCAAGGUCGACAGCGGUGACUGGAAAGAAGAACCGACGAGUAGUGACAAUGCGGAUGCUUUGCCGGUAAAGAGGCACAAAGCAGCUGGCCGAGGACCACGAUGUGAUGUGGGCCGAGGCCGCGAGUCUUCUAUCACCCCGUCGGUCCCCGCUUUGGUCUCACAUUCGCCGCACGGCCCGACUGCGAGGCGAACGAAGGCGGAUGACAGGCUACUGGCUGCUGCGAGAGGUGAUUUGGCGGGGUUCAUUGAUAGACCAGCCGGGCCGCCAAGCCGCAAAGACGACGCUAGGGCAUCUCAGGACAGCAGAGGAGACUGAGGUUGUUCGGCGAAUGGAUUGCAGGCCAGUGUCUUAAGAUAUUUGUUCUGUCGGAGCAGUCGAUUGAGCUCAAAAUAUACCCACGAACCAUGAUUUAGAGCUCUACAAGCGUUAUAUCGUUCCCCUUCCGGCGGCGUGGUGCGCGACAGGGCGUGGCUUGGUGGCUUGUCCGGGGGCCUUGUUGACGUCAAGGCGCGUCUGCCCGGGGCAAGAACUGCCCGUGCGCCUGCAGUGA
Messenger RNA from Microstroma glucosiphilum, 1851 nucleotides. RefSeq lists its product as hypothetical. The transcript has 2 exons. NCBI's taxonomy places the organism in Eukaryota, Fungi, Basidiomycota, Exobasidiomycetes, Microstromatales, Microstromataceae. The coding region runs from base 132 to 1616 and encodes 494 amino acids. The record is from RefSeq and is a predicted model, not a curated record.